This is a messenger RNA of Tachyglossus aculeatus (Australian echidna), 946 nucleotides long. Its product is annotated as prorelaxin-like. Gene Ontology annotation, molecular function: hormone activity. Gene Ontology annotation, cellular component: extracellular region. NCBI's taxonomy places the organism in Eukaryota, Metazoa, Chordata, Mammalia, Monotremata, Tachyglossidae. The record is from RefSeq and is a predicted model, not a curated record. The transcript is spliced from 2 exons. The coding region runs from base 66 to 617 and encodes 183 amino acids.
GGGAGAGUUGAGGGGCUUGGGGAAGGAGCGAGAGGGAGUGCAGAAGCAGGGGCGGCUCUAUCGACAUGCAGUACCCGGUGUUUUCGCAGCUGCUGUGGGUCUGGUUGCUGUCCAGCCACUUCCCGGGGGAGGGCCGAUCACAACAGCCCGAGAGGAUGAAACUCUGCGGCCGCGAGUUCAUCCGAACCGUCAUCUACACCUGCGGCAGCUCCCGCUGGCGGAGGCUGUCGCUGGACCAGCAGAUGGACCGCCAGGCCCAGCCGGCUGAAUCUGUCCAAUCGUUCAUUAGCAAAGAUGUGGAACCGGACAAGCUGAAGUCAGCAUUAAAUCCUGGCGUGGAAGAGUUACAGGGCAUCUUCACCCAGAAGAAACUGAAGGAUUUAUUUGAUCUGGACAGUGACCAUGAGUCUCUACCCAUGUCGGAGAAUUUAAAAACGUACAUCGAUCAACUCAAGGAAUAUUCUGAGACGAGUCAAGGUGAAGGGGAAGCCACAAAUCCUUUAGAGCCAAGCAACUUUAGCUGGGUGAAACAUCCCCGAAAAAAGAGAGACUUCAGCUUGGCGUCUUAUUGUUGUACUUAUACCUGUACCAAAGCUGAUAUUGCCAAAGCAUGCUGAGCUGUGAGAAUGUCAACUUCGUUGAUGUCCCAAUCAGUACUAUGUAUUGGUAGAAAGUGAAAUAUUGUUUUGAUGACUGUAGUUUUCAGUUAACCUGGAAGAAUCUAAUAGUCCUUUCUUUAUUGUUAACUAUGAAUGAAUCUCAUACCUUUUUUCCUGAAAGAGCAAUCUUCAGGGAUUUUUUUUUUCUAGUGGAAAAGUAACAAGAUUUGCAAGUCUGUUCCUAAUUUUAAAUUUUCAUUUCUAGGGUAUUUCUCAUUAUUUUAACCUUGUGAUUCUGUAGGGAAAUGGAUGAAAUCAUUAAAGCAUACACAAUAUUGUAGAAAUAA